Thelazia callipaeda (thelaziosis nematode) is the source of this 939-nucleotide messenger RNA. Lineage: Eukaryota; Metazoa; Nematoda; Chromadorea; Rhabditida; Thelaziidae. The record is from the annotation of a GenBank genome assembly.
AAGAAUCUCGAUGAGAAGGAUAAGAUAAAUAAUGAGCAGUUUACUGACCGGAAUUACACAAUUUUUCAAAUAAAUGAUGAAGAAAAGAAAGGUGCAGUAAUUGAAGAAAUAAUUGCCAAAGAGCCUGAUCUCUCAGCGCGGCCUAAUAAACCUGUGUUAAAAAAGCCUGGAGCUCCUAGCAGGUUAAGGCUUGCAAAAAGAACUUCGAAUGGAAAAACACAGCCAAGUGAAAUUACAUCUUCCGAUUUUUCUGCUAGACUAUUAAGCAUGCAAGAAACGAUAUUACCAUCGAGAUUAACUGAUGAUAGUGAUAGUGAUACAGACAUACAGUACUGUGAUGGUAAAACCAAUAAACUCAAUCUUAUCGGCUACAGCACUAAUCCUGCUAUUGCAAGUCGUAUUAUGCCCUAUUCCUUAUCUAGUGAAGAUGAUGAAGAUGUUCCGCAAACCAGUUUUGCAUUACGGGUAGCAAGAAAAGACACCUUUGCAAAAAUGUUGAAUGUUCGUGAACCUAUUGAUGAUAUUCCUAAUCAGACAUCGGAUGAUAGGAAGCGAUUGAUGCACAAAGCUAGUAUCAAAUUAGAAAGAAAAUUGAGUGAACGUCCUUCUGUUGAAGAACUGGAACAACGUAACAUUCUUAAAGCUAAAGAUGCUUUGAUAUCCUCAAAAAAGGCAAUGGAUGAAACACGAAAAGUUCUAUUGCGAAAGCUAAGUUUUCGUCCAACGGUUCAGCAACUGAAGGACAAGCAGAUCAUUCAAUUUAAUGAUUAUGUUGAAGUGACUGAAGCAGAAGUUUAUGAUCGAAAAGGUGAUAAGCCUUGGACAAGACUUACACCUAUUGAUAAGGCACUAAUCAGGAAGGAAUUAAACGAUUUCAAAGCCACGGAAAUGGAUGUGCAUGAAGAAAGUCGUAUUUUUACAAGAUUCCAUCGUCCAUGA